Molecule: messenger RNA, 633 nt
Organism: Budorcas taxicolor (takin)
Lineage: Eukaryota; Metazoa; Chordata; Mammalia; Artiodactyla; Bovidae
Gene: RPP25
Product: ribonuclease P and MRP subunit p25
Exons: 1
Coding region: 1-633 (210 amino acids)
Biological process (GO): tRNA 5'-leader removal
Cellular component (GO): ribonuclease MRP complex
Molecular function (GO): RNA binding
Source: RefSeq, a predicted model, not a curated record
AUGGCGAAGCCCGCGUCCCCGCAACGACGGCGCAUGGAGAACUUCCGUAAGGUGCGCUCCGAGGAGGCGCCGGUGGGGAGCGGGGAUAAGGAGGGCGGCCCGGGCUCAGGCCCCUUCGCCGACCUGGCGCCGGGCGCCGUGCAUAUGCGGGUCAAGGAGGGCAGCAAGAUCCGGAACCUGCUGGCCUUCGCCACUGCCAGCAUGGCGCAGCCAGCCACGCGCGCCAUCGUCUUCAGCGGCUGCGGUCGAGCCACCACCAAAACCGUCACGUGUGCCGAGAUCCUUAAGCGCCGCCUGGCGGGUCUGCAUCAGGUCACGCGGCUGCGCUACCAGAGCGUGCGCGAGCUGUGGCAGAGCCUCCCUCCGGAGCCCACACCGGGGCAGAAGCCUGGCGAGCCAGCCGCCAGUCUCAGUGUACUUAAGAACGUGCCCAGCCUCGCCAUCCUACUUUCCAAGGAUGCCCUGGAUCCGCGCCAACCCGGGUACCAGCCGCCGAACCCCCAUCCCGGCCCCUCGUCCCAGCCAACUGCUCCGACGUCCAAGAGGAGUCUAGGGGAACCUGCUGCUGGAGAGAGCUCCGCGAAGAGGUCACAACCCGAGCCAGGUGCUGCUGAAGAGGACCAGACCGCCUGA